Messenger RNA from Cicer arietinum (chickpea), 668 nucleotides. Its product is annotated as transcriptional activator hap3-like. Lineage: Eukaryota; Viridiplantae; Streptophyta; Magnoliopsida; Fabales; Fabaceae. Gene Ontology annotation, cellular component: CCAAT-binding factor complex. The record is from RefSeq and is a predicted model, not a curated record. Gene Ontology annotation, molecular function: protein heterodimerization activity; DNA-binding transcription activator activity, RNA polymerase II-specific; RNA polymerase II cis-regulatory region sequence-specific DNA binding. Gene Ontology annotation, biological process: regulation of transcription by RNA polymerase II.
UCAAUCAAAAUUAGUCCUAAAUUAAGUACUAUGGAGCAUGGAAGCCCCUCCUCUAACCAUAGCCGUAAGGCACAAUCAAGCUCUGAUACUCGGAAGGAAGGGAAGAAUGGUGCAGGAAGUGAGGAAGUGCAUAUGCCAAUCGCAAAUUUGGCAAAAAUCAUGAGGCGUGCUCUUCCCGCUCAGGUAAAAAUAUCUGAUGGUGCUAAGGAAUCAAUGCAAUUGUGUGUCUCUGAAUUCAUGGGCAUUAUCACUACUGAGGCUAGCCAGCGUUGCAAAGUUGAGCAUCGCAAAAUUGUUACCGCUGAAGAUUUAAUUUGGGCUAUGGAUAGGUUGGGCUUUGAGGACUAUACUGCCCCUCUUGUUCUUUACCUUGAUAACUAUCGUAAAAAUGAGGCCCAGAUUACUGCCAUGGCAAUUGCCCAUGGGCUUAACAAGGAUGCAUCCAGCAGUGGCAGUGGCAAUGACCAACCUUGAUUGGGAGAAUGCUAUAAGGACUUAUGCCAAUUCAUUUAUGGCGUAAUAAUAAAUUGUGUUUUGAAUAAUUCAUGUUAUGCUUUUAAUAAUUUCUGCUUCAAACUUUAUGCCUUUAUAUUGCUUCCUUUUUCUUUUUUUGCUUUUCUUAUUUUGUGUUGCUUUCAUUGGUCAUCAUUAUGAACUAUUAAGUUUCA